AUGGGCCUCCAUCGCGAUAUCUCGCGGGCGGCGUCGGCGACAGCAGCGGCGGCGGGGGAACACGGGCACAGCCGAGGCGCGGGGCUCCGGCAGCGAGACGAAGAGGCAGACGGCGGAGACGAAGGCGGCCGCUAUUUCCGGCGGCUCCGGCGCCGGCGGCGCGGCGGAGGGCCUCUCUUCCACGGGGGCCACGGGCACGACGACCACAACCACGGACCUGCCCAAGACGGGCUGCUCAACAUCAACCACAGCGCGGCAGGCGGCGCGGGGAGAGCCUCUUCUCUCGCCGUUGGAGACACGUUUUCAUCUUCCCACGGGGGGCACUCGCACGGCGGCGGGAUGGGCCACAGCCAUAGCCACGCCCACUUCCACGUCGACAUGGCCACGCUCAAGAAACGGCCAACCCUCAUCAGGCUGUUCUUGGCUUCGAUGUGCGUUCUCGCGGUUCCGCUCUGGCGGCGCAGCAGUCGCCUGGAGUGGGCGGCCCUGGGAGGGGUCUCGAUGUUCUUGGCCGCCGUGGACAUGAGCAAGUUCGCCAUCAGCAAGCUGAGGGUGCAAGUCGGGCAGCUGUACUCGGGCUGGAAAGCCCACUCCGACCUGGCCACUAGCAGCCAGCAGGCAAAUAUCGAGUCGGCGGAGGCGGCUCGGGAAGUGGACGCUAUCACGUGGGCUGGGGCGCUCGUCAACGUUGGUCUCGCAGCUUUCAAGCUAUUCGCGGGCAUCUUGGGGCACUCUUCAGCAAUGAUCGCGGACGCCGGCCACUCCCUGUCGGACCUCCUCUCCGAUGCCGUCACCCUCUGGGCCGUCCGCCUGAGUCGGUUGCCCCCGGACGAGGACCACCCUUACGGCCACGGCCGGUUCGAAGCGGUGGGCGCGUUCAUCAUCGCGUUGAUGCUCAUGGGGGCGGGGUACGGCAUCGGCAACCACUCGUUCGAGACGCUCAGGGAGGUCAUCAGCCGAGGCGAGCACGCGGCGAUACCGACGCGCUUGACGGCAGUGGCGGCUAGCGUCAGCAUCAUCGCCAAGGAGGCGUUGUUCCGGGCUACCAACGCCAUAGGCAAGAGGCGGAACUCCCAGGUGCUGAUCGCGAACGCGUGGCACCACCGUACUGACGCCGUGUCGUCGGUGGUCGCUCUGCUCGCCAUCGCGGGCUCCAUGAGCGGCGCUCCGAUGUUGGACCCGAUUGCGGGGCUCAUGGUGGCGGGAAUGGUGGCUCUAACCGGGGUUCAGGUAUCGACGGACGCCAUGGCGCAGCUGACAGAUGCCGCGGACUACGACGUCCGCCGCAAGGUGGCGGAGAUAGCCACUCAGGUGCCCGGGGUGUUGUCCUUCGACCGUGUCCGAGCAAGAAGGAUGGGCCCGCAGACCCUGGUAGACCUCACCAUACAGACCGACGACAUGAUCUCAGCCUCGGCGGCACAGCAGAUUGGCCAGCGAGUAAGGUGGGAGAUCUUGGGAGAGCUCCCGUUCGUUGCGGACGUGAUGGUCAACAUCGCCGUCGAGCCUAAGCCCUGCCCGGCGAUGAGCAGCCUUCGACCGCAAGAGGACAUCGAGCAGGACAUUCGCGAUGUCGUCCUCUCGAAGCUUCCAGAGAUCGAGAGCGUCCCGAAGAUCAUGGUCCACUACAUCAACAUGGUGACCACGGCGGAGGUGUUCAUCCGCGUGGACCCCAACCUCAAGAUUCGGGACGCCGCCGACAUCGCGCGGCGCACCAAGAGGGCUCUGUCCUCCAGCGUGCACGACCUCUGCUCCUCGGAAGUUCACCUCGACCUCCUUGAGGCUUCCAAGUUCUAUUGAUAUCAAUAUGUGCGUGAAUGAUAAUGUAGACUCGGGCUUGAAGGAGACUCUCGCGCUUGACUCUUUUUAUUUUAUUUUGAACGAGUCGGAAGAAAGCGUUGUGUGGUGUGUUUUGAGCUUGUGCGUUUGAAAAAAGACCAACUGCAGCUGCUCGUUGAUUGUUCGGCCCUAUCGUGUGGGGACGUCUAACGGUGUGGAUUGGUCCGCGGUGUGGGCUUUGGUCAAUGCCUGGCAAUUCCAUAUUGGCGAGUGUAGAACGCGUUGGUGUGUCGUUACGUAAGUGAAGAUGACCCUGGCACUUGUUUUCAUUGCACCGGGGUCCCGAUGUUGAGCUGGUUGUGACCUCAUCUCGCCUUUGCUCGCUCUCCAAGGUCAGGCUGUUACUACUCCGUGUGUUGGUGUUGUUCGUUGAUGUUGUGUGUAUAACCCACGAGGGGACCGUAGAGCAUGCUUUGCGUUCUCGACGAGGCGUGCGCAGGACUGAUGGGCAGGCACCCGCGGGACUCUGAUGAACAGGCACCCGCCCCCCCAUGCGUUUUAUUUUUAUUUUAUUCGCGACGGAACCACGUGCGGAAGCAGUGUAAGCUGGUAG
Molecule: messenger RNA, 2389 nt
Organism: Ectocarpus siliculosus
Lineage: Eukaryota; Phaeophyceae; Ectocarpales; Ectocarpaceae
Source: the annotation of a GenBank genome assembly